AUGCACGGGCCUUAUGUGGUGCUUUCUCCCAUUGCCAAGUCCCAUCCCUUCGAAGAACGUCGGGUGCACGUUGGUCCUGAUGAGGAUCCUUUGAAAAUCGGCAGAGCAGUGGCUAGACUAAAGGCUGCGAAAGAUAAUGCUAUAUUUGAUUGCAAGGUACUAUCACGGAAUCAUGCUGUGUUAUCGUAUCGUAAUGGAGGUUUUUUCCUUCGAGAUACUAAAAGCAGCAAUGGCACAUUUGUAAAUAAUGAAAGAUUAGCGGUGACAGGUGAAGAGUCCGAAGCGAGGCAGAUUUUCACUGGUGACAUCAUUCAGUUUGGCGUGGAAAUCGUCGAGAAUACCAACAAAGCUUCAAGGGUUUUCACUAUUUGGAAUUAUUUGAAACUUGUAACGAUGCCGAGUUGUGAACCGUCCCUCGUUAAUAAUCAUCAGUUGUUCCAAAUGCAGCAAUAUUUGUCAGAAGCACUUUAUAGAGAGGAAGCCCGUCAACAAAAGUUAGAAGCUCUAGAAAAGAUGUUAGAAGCCACUGAGCAUGCUUCCGAAGCAGCCUGGAAAGCUCUUGUUAAUGAAGAUAGGCUGUUGUCGAGAAUUGAGACUCUGGAGGCGCAGUUAGCUACGUUUUCUAAGAACGCUACACCUGAUAAAUUGAGAGAGGAAAUUCUAGCAUUGAUUGACGACAAAGCAAAGUUUGAAGUCACGUCCAAAGAACAGUUGAGAAGAGCGCAGGAGGAACGGGCCGAGUCAGCGCUUAGGUUAGCUGACAUUGAUCGAAGCCUGGUUUCCACAGAGGAGGAAUGUAAUCGAUUGCGUUCCAGGAUACAAACGCUGGAAGGGAAAUUGAGUGAGACCGUGAAUGCAUAUGAAGCGAAAGUGAACGAUUGCAAUAAUUCCCAGAUAGCUCUCGUCGAGGUAGGAGUAAUACAGUGUUGUUUACCUCAGUGGGACAAACGUCCCAUGAUUUUCUGGUAG
Molecule: messenger RNA, 969 nt
Organism: Haemonchus placei
Lineage: Eukaryota; Metazoa; Nematoda; Chromadorea; Rhabditida; Trichostrongylidae
Source: the annotation of a GenBank genome assembly